Molecule: messenger RNA, 1342 nt
Organism: Nerophis ophidion (straightnose pipefish)
Lineage: Eukaryota; Metazoa; Chordata; Actinopteri; Syngnathiformes; Syngnathidae
Gene: ebna1bp2
Product: EBNA1 binding protein 2
Exons: 9
Coding region: 137-1090 (317 amino acids)
Biological process (GO): rRNA processing; ribosomal large subunit biogenesis
Cellular component (GO): nucleolus; nuclear periphery; preribosome, large subunit precursor
Source: RefSeq, a predicted model, not a curated record
GGCGGAUAUACUGUAGAGGACCACAAACACAAACCACUUCUUCUCCUCCCCACGUGAGAGUUUGGUAAAUGUGUGGCGUGAAAUCACGUCGUCCUCCUUCUUAUUCAGUAUUACGUAAAAAACACAUUUUAGCCAUAUGGUUAUUGCAAGUGAAACCAUGGAACUAAUAGAUGAGGACGAGAUGCUUGGCGCGGAAUCGGAAGACGAAAACAGCGAAUUAUCCGACAGUGAGCUCCAAGAAGCUUUUGCAAAAGGCUUGUUGAAACCUGGAAUGAACUUGGUGGUGGACAAAUCCAAAAAGUGUGCCAAUAAUGUGGAGGGUUUGAAACUGUGCUUGGGAGAAUUGAAGAGAGACCUUCCCUGGGUAGAGAGAUUGGACCGUACCAACCCACCAGUUGAUGAUAUCUUUGCGAAGACUGGAGGUAAAAUACCAAAUGUCAGCAAUGGAGACGUCGAUGCAGAGGAUGAUUUCCAGAGGGAAAUGUUCUUCUACCGUCAAGCUCAAGCAACAGUUCUUGCUGCAUUGCCCCUCCUGAAGAAGCACAACAUUUCCACCAAGAGGCCCAACGACUACUUUGCUGAGAUGGCCAAGUCCGAUCAGCAAAUGCAGAAGAUCAGGAAAAAGCUGCUUGCUAAGCAGGCGGUGCUGGAGAAGUCAGAGAAGGCCAAGAAGAUCCGCGAACAAAGGAAGUUUGGCAAAAAGGUCCAAAUACAAGUGAUCCAAAAGAGACAGAAGGAGAAAAAGGCAAUGAUGUCUGCUGUUAAGAAAUACCAGAAAGGAAUGAUUGACAAGUUGGAUUUCUUGGAAGGAGACAAGACAGCAACAAAAGACACUCCUAAGAGCUCCAACAAAGCAAUGAACCAGAAAGGAGCCAAUGCCAAGAGGAAAUAUAAGGAGCAGAAAUUUGGCUUUGGAGGCAAGAAGAGCGGAAAGAAGUGGAACACCAAAGAAAGUUGCAAUGAUGUUUCUGCUUUCCGUGGCAAGGUGGCUCAUGGAAAGGGGGCCAAAGGAGGGAAGAAAGGAAAGGGAGGGAAACAAAAUAAACGUCCAGGCAAGUCUGUACGCAAGAAGAUGAAGUCUCGCUCAUGAAAACAAGACUGAGGUUUUUCAAAAGGACUUGAACUUUGCUUUUAGGGUGAAUUUCCCAACAGCUGGUUCUUGAAGACACACAAGAAAGUUGACUUUGGGAACUUUUGCUGAAUCAUUCUUCUGUAAGGUGUGUGUAAAUGGUUGAAGAAGUACAUACAAGUAAGGAAGACAUUGUGCUGUGUAACUGGCCAUGUACACUCAACUACAAAUAUUUUCUCAACGAUGUUAAAAAUAAAAUCUCCAUCCCCUUAA